Parnassius mnemosyne (clouded apollo) is the source of this 948-nucleotide messenger RNA. Lineage: Eukaryota; Metazoa; Arthropoda; Insecta; Lepidoptera; Papilionidae. The record is from the annotation of a GenBank genome assembly.
AUGGGUCACUUACCAGCUGAAAGAACGUGUCUCGAAUUUCCUUUCCUCAACACAGGUGUCGACUUUUGUGGGCCUAUCCUGAUAGCUGACCGCAAGGGACGCGGUUGUCGAUUACAAAAGGCCUAUAUUUGCGUUUUUAUCUGUUUCGCAGUCAAAGCCGUGCACCUGGAGCUUGUUACGGAUCUUACCAAGGAGGCGUUUUUAGCGGCACUCAAUCGUUUUAUAUCGCGGAGGGGUAAGCCUCAAAACAUGUAUUCCGACAAUGGCACAACCUUCGUAGGAGCCAGCAACGAACUUACUCGAUUCCUAAAGGCGAAUAAUAUCUACAUACAGGCCAAUUUAGCAGAAAUUAAUAUUAACUUUAACUUCAUACCAGCAUAUUCUCCCCAUUUUGGCGGUAUUUGGGAGGCGGCCGUCAAAUCGGUAAAAACUCUUUUACGUCGCGUUUUAAACUUAACACAUCUAGUUUAUGAAGAACUUUCCACCUGUUUGUUUCAGAUAGAGGCAAUUCUGAAUUCUAGACCUCUCACACCUUUAUCCACAGAUCCUUCCGACCUUACCUUUUUGUCGCCAGCCCAUUUCCUCAUUGGACGGUCACUCAUGUCAGUACCAUAUCCUUCACUUGAAGAUGCUAAUAUUAAUCGCAUUCAACGAUUUCAGAGAAUUGAAAAGCUUAGACAGCAUUUUUGGAGGCGAUAUUCACAGGAAUAUAUAUUUCAACUACAGCAGAAAACUAAAUGGCAUGCUUCAUCUGGCGAACUGAAGAUAGGUGAUCUGGUUUUGGUCAGGGACCAAAAUGCACCGCCUCUGCUAUGGCUCUUGGGACGGAUCACAAAACUAUCAAGGGGCAGUGACGGAGUAUCCAGAGUUGCUGAAAUACGAACAAAGAAGGGACUUAUUGUUCGAAGUUUUAACAACCUCUGUCCCCUUCCACUCAAUCAGUCUUGA